AUGACGUCAGCAACUCCGCCUUCCUCACGUAGCCCCUCCCCUCAGAAGGUGUGUCACUCCCAAACGCAGACGGACGUGCUGAAGCCGCUGUUAGGUGGGGGAGGGGCCCCAGCCGGGGGGCUGGGGGCGCUGCGCAGGCGACGUCGCGUUCUCUCCAAAGAUGGGCGGAGCAACGUGCGGAUCGAACACGUGAGUGGGCGGGGCGCUCUGUACCUGCGCGACCUCUGGACGACCUUUCUGGACAUGCAGUGGCGUUAUAAGCUCUUCCUCUUCUCUGCCACCUUCGCCGGCACCUGGUUCAUCUUUGGUGUUCUGUGGUACCUGGUCGCCCUCGUCCAUGGAGACCUUCUAGAGUUUGAUCCUCCAUCCAACCACACGCCGUGUGUCAUGCAGGUACAGACGCUGACUGGGGCAUUUCUGUUCUCGCUGGAGUCCCAGACCACGAUCGGCUACGGCUUUCGCUGCAUCACCGAGGAGUGUCCCGUGGCCAUCAUCCUCCUCAUCGUGCAGCUCGUCAUCACCAUGGUGAUGGAGAUUUUCAUCACCGGAACCUUCCUCGCCAAGGUGGCGCGGCCGAAGAAGCGCGGGGAGACGGUGAAGUUCAGUCAGCACGCCGUGGUGUCCAAUCACGAGGGUCGGCCGUGUCUGAUGAUCCGCGUGGCCAACAUGCGCAAGAGUCUGCUCCUUGGGUGCCAGGUGACAGGUAAGCUGCUCCAGACCUCCCUGACCAAGGAGGGUGAAACUGUUCGUCUGGACCAGAGGAACGUGGUCUUCCAGGUGGACACCUCCAGCGACAGCCCCUUCCUCAUCCUCCCCCUCACCUUCUACCACGUUAUCGACGACAGCAGCCCGCUGCGAGCCUGGGCCGCCAAGGGCGGUGGCUGGACUGAUCCAGAACUUGCUGACUUUGAGCUCUUGGUGAUCCUGAAUGCGACGGUAGAGCCGACCUCCGCGACCUGCCAGGUGCGAACCUCUUACCUGCCUGACGAGAUCCUCUGGGGGUACGAGUUUCCCCCGGUGGUCUCUCUGUCCCCGUCCGGAAAGUAUGUGGCUGACUUCGCUUUCUUCGACAAGGUGGCCAAAACCAAGACCCCACCUCUCUUCAAACAAGCCCCGCCUCCGAGCCCCCAAUCUCCCCGUCACCAAGGCAGCAGCGGGGGUGGAGACGAAGGGGCGGACCCCGAGAAGAUGAGAUUGGAACAGAGCUAUCGGGAAGAGAGGGGGAGGGACAGAGGGCGUGUCCGUGACAGCAGUCCCCUCAGUGUCCGAAUCAGUAAUGUGUAA
Messenger RNA from Chanos chanos (milkfish), 1284 nucleotides. It is a transcript of the gene kcnj10a, whose product is annotated as potassium inwardly rectifying channel subfamily J member 10a. The record is from RefSeq and is a predicted model, not a curated record. Gene Ontology annotation, biological process: potassium ion import across plasma membrane; regulation of monoatomic ion transmembrane transport. Gene Ontology annotation, cellular component: plasma membrane. Gene Ontology annotation, molecular function: inward rectifier potassium channel activity. NCBI's taxonomy places the organism in Eukaryota, Metazoa, Chordata, Actinopteri, Gonorynchiformes, Chanidae. The coding region runs from base 1 to 1284 and encodes 427 amino acids. The transcript has 5 exons.